This is a messenger RNA of Prorocentrum cordatum, 984 nucleotides long. The record is from the annotation of a GenBank genome assembly. Lineage: Eukaryota; Dinophyceae; Prorocentrales; Prorocentraceae.
GUGCGGGCUCUCGCCGGGCGACGGCGGCGGCAGCGGCUCGGAGCGCCCCUCGCCCGAGGCCAAGGGGAGGGGCAAGGGGCAGGGCAAGGCGAAGGGCCCGCCGAUGCCCGCGCCGCCGGCGCCCCCUCGGGCGUCGUCGAAGGCGCCGCACGGCGCGUCGCCGCCCCCUCGGGCGGCCUCGAAGGGCGCGGGGCCCAAGGGCGGCGGCAAGGGCCCCGCGCCGCGCAGGCCCGACGUGGAGCCCGGCGUUGCGAUGAAGCGCCUGUUCUGGAGCUCAUCGCGGUGGGCGGAUUCAUCCUGGACGGCGCGGCGCUAGCGGAGCGCCGAUCGACCGUGUGGGGCGCCAUAGAAGACGAGUGUGUGGAGGGGUUCGACGCCUCCGAGCUGGAGCGCCUGUUCUGCGAGAGGCACCCGACCAAGGCGCGCGGUGCGGGCGCCAGCGCUGACGGCCAGUCGGGGCCCUCGCCCGCGAGGCCGCGGCUGCAGGUGCUGGAGGAGUCGAGGCGGCGGCAGGUGUGCAUCAUGCUGGCCCGUCUCCCGCCAGUCGAGGCCACCGUGGAGGCGGUGACCGACAUGGACGACGCGGCGCUCAGCAGGGACCAGGUGGAGCUGCUGUUGGUGGCCGCGCCCUCCCAGGAGGAGCUUGCGUCCCUCCACGGGGCCGCCGCGCAGCUGUCCGCGGGGGGCGCGGAGGAGCCGCCCCGCUGGGACGACGCGGAGGCGUUCGUGCUGCGGCUGGGCGCGGUGCCGUCGUUCGCGCUGCGCCUGCAGGUCUGGGCCUUCGAGAACGCCUUUGACGAGCGCUGCGGCGCGCUCCGCGCGGCUGCGGACGACAUCGUGCAGGCCUGCGCCGGCCUGCGCUCCUCCCGACAGGUGCGGAGGCUGCUCGCGCUGUCGCUCGAGGUCGGCAACUACCUGAAUGCGGGCACGCCGAGGGGCCGGGCGGAUGGCUUCUCCGUCGAUCUGGACAGAUGCGAACUGUAA